Molecule: messenger RNA, 1912 nt
Organism: Carassius gibelio (silver crucian carp)
Lineage: Eukaryota; Metazoa; Chordata; Actinopteri; Cypriniformes; Cyprinidae
Gene: hnf4g
Product: hepatocyte nuclear factor 4, gamma
Exons: 10
Coding region: 176-1558 (460 amino acids)
Biological process (GO): regulation of transcription by RNA polymerase II; anatomical structure development; cell differentiation
Cellular component (GO): nucleus
Molecular function (GO): RNA polymerase II cis-regulatory region sequence-specific DNA binding; nuclear steroid receptor activity; zinc ion binding
Source: RefSeq, a predicted model, not a curated record
GGUGAGAAGAUAAGUUCUGUUCAAGGAGGUGAGGAGUCUUGGCCAAAGCUCCUCCCUCGUCUUAGAAGAUGACAAAUCAGCAUUCUGAAGAGAUGGUCAACCUAAGGCUGCCCUCAGUUCUCUCUCCAAGAGACACUGUCCCGGGACGACUUUAAGUAGAGAUAGUCAGGCAGGGAUGAAGUUUUCACCAACUCCUCUUCCUAAAUCCUUGUUAGACAUGGAUGUAGCCAAUUACUGCGAGGGCCUGGACCCGACCUAUAGCACACUGGGCUUUGAGAAUGCAGAAGUGCUUUACUGUGGUGAAAACAUGCCGACAGAGCCCAGCAUCAGUCAAGGAGAAAAUGGCGUGAGCUCCAACUGUGCAAUCUGUGGUGAUAAAGCCACAGGUAAACAUUAUGGCGCCUCCAGCUGUGAUGGCUGCAAAGGCUUCUUCCGCCGGAGCAUCCGGAAGAGUCAUGUCUAUUCCUGCAGGUUUAAUCGUCAAUGUGUUGUUGAUAAAGACAAAAGGAACCAGUGCCGUUUCUGCAGACUUCACAAAUGCUUUCGAGCUGGAAUGAAGAAAGAAGCCGUGCAAAAUGAGCGGGACCGUAUCAGCUCGAGGAGGAACAUACAGGACUCACAUGACCUGCCACCAAUCACAGCCCUGGCUCACGCUGAAGCGCUCUCGCAGCAGCAGAUCAACGUCGCCAGCCAAACGGGCCCUGCUGAUGUUUCAGAGAAAAAAUCAGCCACUAUCAGUGAUGUCUGUGAAUCUAUGAAGCAACAGCUGCUUGUUCUGGUAGAGUGGGCUAAAUACAUCCCAGCCUUUGGCGAAUUGCCACUUGAUGACCAGGUUAGUUUAUUACGAGCUCAUGCUGGGGAGCAUCUUUUGCUUGGCGUGGCUAAGAGGUCAAUGCCAUACAAAGACCUCUUGCUUCUAGGAAAUGGCUGCAUUGUCCAUCGAAACUGCCCUGAGCCGGAAAUAGGUCGUGUAUCCAACCGAGUCUUGGAUGAACUGGUUCUUCCUUUCCAGGACAUCCAAAUUGACGAGAAUGAAUAUGCAGCUCUAAAGGCCAUUGUGUUCUUCGACCCUGAUGCCAAAAGCUUAAGAGACCCCUCCAAGAUCAAGGCGAUGCGUUAUCAGGUUCAAAUGAGUCUGGAAGACUACAUUAAUGACCGGCAGUAUGACUCGCGUGGGCGAUUCGGGGAGCUUUUGCUGCUGCUUCCUACUCUGCAAAGCAUAACCUGGCAGAUGAUAGAGCAGCUACAGUUUAUCAAGCUUUUCGGUCUUGCCAAGAUAGAUAACCUGCUGCAGGAGAUGCUUCUUGGGGGUCUAAACACAGAGCAACCUCACUUACAUCACAAUGGUCAUCCUCAGGGUCCACUAAUGGGACAGACCAUAGUCAUUAGCUCCAUCCCAGGAUCUGCACACUCACAGCAGAUGGCUUCCCCAGAUACCCCCAUUCCAUCUCCCACUUCAGGACAGAACCAGGAGGUCUACCAGCCCCCCGGCAGCCCGGCUCUCCUGCUCCUGCCACAGCCCAUGCCAAACAGACCCUCUCCUGAGCCUCCCCUCUGAGUCCACUCUCUGCUACAUGCCCUGUAUGUUUGUAUAUGUGUAAAUUAUAUGAGUUAUGACCUUCCCCACAUCCACCGCAACAUAUUUAUCCCAUCAAAAGGGAACUUUCCAAAUAAAUUUCAAAUGUAUUAUAAAGUGGAUCACCACUAAUUGAAAAAUGUAUUUCAUUAAAGCAUCUGUCAUGGUGGCAGACCUGGGUUUCUCCUUGUAUCAGCCUACCGCUGGUAACUUAGUAAAUGUGGAUAAUAUUUGUUUAUUAUUAAAUUAUUGUCAGUUACAAGGUACUUGCAACUCUAAAGAAAUUUGUAUUUAAUUUGAAAAUGUGACCUUAAACACAAUAAAUAAAUGCUCUUA